This is a messenger RNA of Penaeus vannamei (Pacific white shrimp), 2952 nucleotides long. It is a transcript of the gene gammaCOP, whose product is annotated as coat protein (coatomer) gamma. Gene Ontology annotation, cellular component: endoplasmic reticulum; COPI vesicle coat; Golgi membrane. The record is from RefSeq and is a predicted model, not a curated record. Gene Ontology annotation, biological process: endoplasmic reticulum to Golgi vesicle-mediated transport; protein secretion; intra-Golgi vesicle-mediated transport. Gene Ontology annotation, molecular function: structural molecule activity. Lineage: Eukaryota; Metazoa; Arthropoda; Malacostraca; Decapoda; Penaeidae.
CUCAGUCUCCGUCUCCUACGUGGCGUAAACAAAUAUCUGUCAGCUGAUCCACGUCAAGAUGAUCGGCUCCUUCAAACAGGCAAAAAAAGACGAGGAAGAUGGGUGCGGGAACCCCUACCACAGUGUGGACAAGACAUCAGUGCUGCAGGAGGCACGGGUGUUCAAUGAGACACCUGUUAACGUCAAGCGCAGCACACAUGUCCUCACCAAGAUCCUGUACCUGCUCAAUCAGGGCGAGACGUUAGCCACUAAGGAGGCCACAGAUGCCUUCUUCGCCAUGACCAAGCUUUUCCAGAGCAACGACCUCGUCCUGAGGAGGCUCGUGUAUCUUGGUAUCAAGGAAUUAUGCAAUGUGGCUGAAGAUACCAUCAUCGUCACGUCAUCCCUGACCAAGGAUAUGACAGGAAGAGAGGACCAAUACAGAGCACCAGCCAUUAGGGCUCUCUGCCGCAUCACUGAUGCAACAAUGAUGCAAGCCAUCGAGCGGUACAUGAAGCAGGCCAUUGUGGACCGCGCUCCAGGAGUAAGCAGCGCUGCUCUGGUGUCCUGUCGCCACAUCAUGAAGGAUUCCCCCGAUGUGGUGAAGCGUUGGGUGUCAGAAGUGCAAGAGGCGCUUAGCUCCGACUGUGUGAUGGUGCAGUUCCAUGCCUUAGGGGUCCUGCACCAGAUUCGCAAGUCUGACAAGCUGGCUGUGACGAAGAUGGUGUCCAAGCUUACAUCCUCUGGCCCGCGAUCUCCCUAUGCCAUCUGUCUGCUGAUCCGUAUUGUGGCUAGGCUCAUUGAGGAGGAUGAGGCUGGUGCUGACUGCCGCCUCUUUGACUUCUUGGAGUCGAUGUUGAGGCACAAGGCAGAGAUGGUUAUUUACGAGGCAGCCAACGCCAUCGUCACCCUUAGGAAGUCAUCGGCCAGGGACCUUGCCCCAGCCAUCUCCGUUCUCCAGCUCUUCCUCUCAAGCCCCAAGCCAACCCUGAGGUUCGCAGCAGUACGUACCCUCAGCAAGGUGGCCAUGACACAACCCAAUGCAGUGACGGCCUGCAACCUGGAUCUGGAGAACCUAAUCCAGGACGUGAACCGCUCCAUUGCCACACUGGCGAUCACCACCCUACUCAAGACUGGCUCUGAGGGCUCAGUCGACCGCCUCAUGAAGUCCAUUUCUUCCUUCCUCAACGACAUCUCGGAUGAGUUCAAGAUCGUUGUAGUUGAGGCACUGAGGGCCUUGGCAUUGAAGUACCCCAGGAAGCAGGCUGUGCUCAUGGGCCAGUUGGCGGACAUGCUCCGUAGCGAGGGUGGACUUCCAUACAAGGAGGCCAUUGCUAGCACCAUCAUCACCAUUAUUGAGGAUAACCCUGAGGCUAAGGAGAAGGGUUUGGACCACCUGUGCGAGUUCAUUGAAGACUGUGAGCAUACAACACUUGCUGUGCGAAUCCUUCACCUUCUGGGCCGAGAGGGACCACGAACACGCCAGCCAGCGCGUUACAUCCGUUUUGUGUACAACCGUGUGAUCCUGGAGAAUGCCGCUGUGAGGGCAGCCGCAGUAUCCGUUCUUGCCAAGUUUGGUGCCCAGUGUGAAACCCUGCUGAGCAACGUGCUGGUUCUGUUGCAACGCUGUAUGAUGGACACUGAGGAUGAGGUUCGUGACCGCGCCACCUACUACCACGCAGUUCUGGCUACAAGGGAUUCUGCUCUCAUCCACCGCUAUAUCCUCAAUCCUCCACAGUUUGCCCUUCCAAGCUUGGAGAGAGCCCUUGUCCAGUACUUGCGCGCUGACACCUCUGCACCCUUUGAGACACGUGCAGUGCCCACAGCACCCCCUCCACAAGAAGAGAAGAAGGCGCAGAACAUCAUGGAAGUGGCACCACGGCAGGAGGAGCGUGUCGUUCCCACGCAUGAGAAGUAUGCAGAGCAGCUGUCAGCCAUUCCCCAGUUUGCCAACCUGGGUCCCCUCUUCAAGUCGUCUGCACCAGUGGAGCUCACCGAGUCUGAGACUGAGUACAUGGUGCGAUGCAUCAAACACACAUUCCGUGAUUACAUUGUCCUACAGUUCGACUGCACCAACACUUUGAAUGACCAGUUACUAGAAGCUGUGAAUGUGGUGGUGGAAGGAGAGGACUGGGAUGUUCUGCUGUACAUUCCUUGCCCUUCUCUGCCUUACUCUCAACCAGGGUCCUGCUAUGCCCUUCUUAGGAUUCCAGAAGAUAUCAUGGCAACAACAGGUACCUUUUCGGCUACCCUCAAAUUCAAAGUUCGGGACUGCGAUCCAGCUACAGGGGAGCCUGAUACUGAAGAUGGAUAUGAGGACGACUACACGCUUGAGGAUAUCGAGAUUAGCGUAGCGGACCACGUCCAGAGAGCCGCACGCAAUAACUUCGCUGCCGGUUGGGAUGAGCUGGGAGCAACCAAUGAGCUGGAAGACACAUUCGCCCUCUCUGCCAUGAGCUCCCUGGAAGAGGCCGUCACGCAGGUCACGCAGUUCUUAGGCAUGCAUCCUUGCGACCGCUCCGACCGCAUUCCCGAAGGCAAGAGUGCCCACACCUUAUAUCUCGCAGGUACCUAUCGCGGUGGUCAUGAAGUGCUAGUGAGAGCCAAGCUAGCACUCUCAGAUGGCGUGACGAUGCAGCUGACUGUGCGAUCAGAUGACCCAGGAGUUUCCGAAGUCAUCGCCUCUGCCGUUGGUUAAGCAUCAUCACCACAUGAGGAAAUUAGUGAUCAAAUUGUAGACAGGCACAAGCUUAUGGAAAAGAAAAAAAAGUUAUUGCAAUCCAAUGGAACUAAUGUUAUUUUUCAUUUUAGUUAAUGUUAAGCUUGGAUAUGUUAUGAGAUAUAUAUUUGAAUUUAUUAUUUUAAGUUAUGGUAUGGUAAAUCUGUCUUUUACUCAUAUCCCUUUUAAUAGUAUUUUGUUAUGUAACUUGGAAGUGAACCAGUGACAGUAAUAAAGUUAUUUGAACCACUUUA